Molecule: messenger RNA, 959 nt
Organism: Gossypium raimondii (Peruvian cotton)
Lineage: Eukaryota; Viridiplantae; Streptophyta; Magnoliopsida; Malvales; Malvaceae
Product: probable WRKY transcription factor 13
Exons: 3
Coding region: 135-782 (215 amino acids)
Biological process (GO): regulation of DNA-templated transcription
Molecular function (GO): sequence-specific DNA binding; DNA-binding transcription factor activity
Source: RefSeq, a predicted model, not a curated record
UUCAAGUUUGAGAGAGACCCUUCCUUGAGUUGUUAAAAUCUAAGACUAUUUCUACUUGUAGUCUAUCUUCCAAAAUUCCCUAUACUUCUGUAAAGGAAACCAAAACCUAACUUAAUUCCUUUCUCAUCAAGAUUAUGUCACAGCAAGCCAUGCUAAACCAGGAGUUGUUUGAGGAAAAAGAGAUGCCUCAAAUGGGUUUCUUUACUUUCCCUCAAACCCUCACUUCAUAUCCUCCUCCAUUUGGUUGCCUCAAAGCUUUCAAUAUUGCACCUCCUCCUGCUAAUCUAACUGAAACCCUCUUCUCUCAUCCAAAGCAUAGAGAAGAAGACUCAGGUUCUGAUUUUGCAGGACCCCAACUCCUUUCCUUGCACAGUUCCACUCCAAACCUAUGGGCAUGGGGAGAGGUAAACGAGUGUCUGGGAACCAAGAAAAGUAGUGGAGAUGAUCAUCUAGGAGUUUCAGCAAUGAAAAUGAAGAGGAUAAAAGGAAGAAGAAAGGUAAGGGAACCUAGGUUUUGCUUCAAGACCAUGAGUGAUGUGGAUGUGCUGGAUGAUGGUUACAAAUGGAGAAAGUACGGCCAGAAAGUGGUAAAAAACACCCAGCAUCCCAGGAGCUACUAUCGGUGUACGCAAGAUAAUUGCCGGGUAAAGAAACGAGUGGAGCGACUAGCGGAGGAUCCGAGAAUGGUGAUUACCACCUACGAAGGGCGGCACGCUCAUUCUCCGUCGCAGGAUUCCGAGGACUCUCACCACCCUCACUCUCACCUUAACAAUUUCUUCUAGCACCCCCAUCUAAACCAUAUAUAUUUUGUAUACAUUAUCUUUAUAUUUGUUUUUAACUUUUUUUUAAUGAGAUAGAAUAAUUUUUGUUUAUGAUAGUAUACAGAUAUUAAUGCAAUGAUCUUAUAUCAAUGAAGUAAUUAUGGUUGAAUAAAAUUGAAAGGAUAAUGUUUGUAUGUA